ACGGGCAGUAGUAGGCGUCCUCACCUCACCCCACCCCCACAUUGGAGGAGAACAGAAGUACCCAUCCGUCUCCUCCAUGAAGGAUGAGCGAGAGCCUCGAAGGAGAAGCUUUCCCUUUGAAAAGAGUGGCCCAUUUGCUACAAAGCACACGGCGAAAAAACAGGAGGUCCGGUUCACCGUAAAUGACGGUUUUGACAACGAACCAAGCAAGUGCAGGUGGUCGGGAGAAGCAAUCAAAUUGAAUGUAUAAUCUUUAGGUUAAAUUUAUAUCAAAACUGAAUCAAAUUUGUCGUGUCCAUCUCGCUGCGGACUAUGGAGGUGACGCGUGCAACAGCUGCUUUAGUUACCGGGGCAGGGCGGGGAAUUGGUCGGGCAAUAGCAAUGCGCUUGGCCGAGCUGGGAGCGAGGGUGACAGUGGUGGAUAUCUUAGAGGCUGGAGGAGCAGAGACGGCUCGGCUGAUCCAGGACAUGAGGAGGCAAGAGGCUGAGGCUGAUCAGACAGGUGACGGCAGAAGUGCGGCAAUCUUCGUAAAGUGUGACGUUGCAUGCCCUCGGCAGCUUGCUCAGGCCUUCACUGCACACAUGGACACUUUUAAGCGCCUUGAUAUUUGUAUCAACAAUGCGGGAAUCGGGGCCGAUGUCGAUUUUUCACAGCUGCAACACGGUCAUGAUGAUGCGUUGGACCGCCGGGSUGAGUCGACGACAGAGGAGCUUCCACUGGUGCCAGCUGAGGGCAGCCCAUGGAGCAAAACGAUUGAUGUGAACCUGAAAGCUGUGGUUGAUGGUGUGCGCUUGGCAGUCGAAUGCAUGGCAAGGGCACCGAGGAACACACAGGAUCCGAGCGGCGAAGAAGGGAAGAGCGCCGCUGUGAAGAGGGUGAUCGUAAAUGUAGCGUCGUCCGCGGCGCUGAGCCCGUUCCCUGCGCUACCUGUGUACUCAGCAACUAAAGCAGGUGUGGUUAUGCUGACAAGGUGUCUGGCACACCUGGAGAGAGACAGAGGUAUCCGAGUUUGCGCAUUGUGCCCAUCGUCCGUAGACACUGAUUUCCUAUCRUCGUGCCCCACCCUAAUUCUGGCUGCGCAGAAGGCACCAAUGGACUUCGCUGCCUUUGCAGAUUACAUCCCCAUGGAGACUGUUGUGCAGGGUSUGAUGAAGCUCAUCGAAGAUGAUGGUAAUGGGGGCUCCAUCAUGACCGUGACAAAACAGGAGGGCUAUUCGUACACAAGGCUUCAAGUUGGCGAUAYGUAGUUCCAGGGUAGAAUGAAUCUCAGUCUGUUUU
Messenger RNA from Chara braunii, 1279 nucleotides. The record is from the annotation of a GenBank genome assembly. NCBI's taxonomy places the organism in Eukaryota, Viridiplantae, Streptophyta, Charophyceae, Charales, Characeae.